GCCUCCCCAACGUGGAUCCUGCAGGUGGGCGGGAACUCAACCCCAUUUUCUAUUUAUUUUGCUUCCAAAAAUUCUCAAGUUUCUAUAUCUUUCGUACAAUUUUUAACUUUUACAGUCAUUUGAGAUUUGAGUUUUAGAAUCUCUGCACAAGGAAAAGGAAAAGGGACGAAAAGACUAGAUCAACAACAUCAAAGCAGAGAACGGCUUCAGAGGCAUUUUCUGUAAUGGGAACCAUGCAAGUGGGAAUGUAUCUACACAUCAGGGGCAAAUUUGUUAAAGAUCCAUAUUUGAGGUAUGCUGGAGGUACCUUUCAGAGUAUGUGGUUUGACUAUGGUAACAUAGAUGUUGCUGGAUUUAGAGCUAAACUACAAGGCUUAAAUAUUGACAUUGAUGGAAUGAGUGAUUUUGUUUGGUAUAAGCACCCAAGGAAGAAACUUGAAAAUGGACUUGUUUUAAUAGUGUCUGAUGAAUUGGUUCAUGACAUGUUCCAACUACUUUUUGAACAUGGAUAUAUGGAUGUCUAUGUGGAACAUGAGGCAGAGGUAUUAAAACAAUUAGGCAAAUCUGGGCCCCACAAUGGUAGUGGGGCAUCUUCAGUAAAUGUUGUUGUGGGGGCUUCUGAGGUGGUGGGAGGUUAUGUUGUAAAUUUGCAUAAAUCAGAGCCUUUUUUAAAUGAUGAAGAAGUCCUUGGUUGUCUCACUCAAGAUAGCCUCAUAUCAGGAGAACAAGCCAUUACUACUGUAAGAGAACAAACCAAUACUACAACAACAAGCUCAAACCAAAUAGUGCAGGAGGCAGAACUUAGUGGUGAUGAGUUCAUAAAUGUUCCUUGGCUAACUGAUAACGAGGAUGAAGAAUGGCAAGAGGCAAGGAAACAAAAUAGGCUGUUAAGGUCUCAAUUUGGUGGUAGGUUUGAAGGGGAAGAAGAAACAGCAUUGUUGUUAUUUGACCCAACACAAGAUGUUGCUGAAGGACAUAGUGAUUCCACUGAUUCAGAUGACAAUGUUAGCUUUGUCACUACCAGUGAUGAUAGUGAGGCUGAUGAAGCUAGAAGGAGGAGGUCACAACACAAGAUCUUUGAUGACACUUUCCUCAUUCUAGAAUUUGAAAUUGGUAUGCAUGAAGAACUGCAUCUUGAGAUUGCUAUUAGUCAAGCUCGGAGAGCAAAGCAACUCAUUAUUAAGGAGUUUCAAGGUGAUUGCAAGAAGGAAUAUAGUAAGUUAUUUGAUUAUAGACGAGAAAUAUUGACAAGAAAUCCAACAAGCACAGUUGAGAUUUAUGAGGAAAGGCCUACACCUGAUUCGAAUCCUGUUUUCAUAAGGUUUUAUAUAUGUUUUGCUGCUUUGAGAGAAGGUUUUUUAACUGGGUGCAGACCUAUUAUUGGUCUUGAUGGAGCUUUCCUCAAAGGUCCAACUAAGGGACAAUUACUAUCAGUAGUAGCUAAAGAUCCAAAUAACCAAAUGUAUUCAGUUGCUUGGGCUAUAGUAGAAUGUGAAAGAACAGACAGUUGGACAUGGUUCCUAAAACUUUUGGGGACUGACUUGAUGAUAGGUGAUGGAGAAAACUUCACAUUUUUGUCUAAUCAGCAAAAAGGUCUAAUUAAUGCAAUCCAAAGCUUAUUCCCUAGAGCUGCACAUAGGAGAUGUGCUAGGCAUAUAUAUGCAAAUUUUAGGAAGCAGUACAAGGGUAAGCAGUUAAAAAAGUGGUUCUGGAUAACUGCUAAAUCAACUACUGUUGUAGAAUUCAGGAGAAAUAUGGAAGAAAUUAAUAAGUUGAACCCUACAGCAAAAGAGUAUCUCAUGCAAUAUGAUCCAAAGUAUUGGUGCAAGGCAUUCCUUGAUACUCAUUGCAAAUGUGAUGCUGUUGAUAACAAUAUGAAUGAGACCUUCAAUGGAUUUAUUCUUGAUGCAAGGCAAAAGGUUGCUAUGUCUUUGCUAGAGGACUUAAGAGCCCUUGUGGAAUAUGAGAUCAAAGAAAGAAAUGACUCAUUUGUGGUUAAUGUUCGUGACCAUACAUGCACCUGUAAGGUAUGGCAACUCAAUGGCAUUCCUUGUAGACAUGCCAUGCUUGCCAUCCAACAUAGAGAGGAAAACUUUGAAGACUAUGUGCACCCUUGCUAUAGAAGACAAGCAUACAUUAACACAUACAAGCAUUGCAUAAUUCCUCUAGAUGGCAUGGAAAGAUGGGAAGAAACCGACAUGCCUGCACUUGAUCCACCAGUGGAAAGGAAGACGACGGGCAGACCUAAAAAGAAAAGGCAUCCUGAAGAUUGGGAAAUUUCUAAUGGAUCUAACAUUAGUAGAAAGGGUAGGAUCAUGAUCUGUCGAGUUGAAGAGUCAUCCUCCACUCAAGCAAGAGUUGCUGGAGGUGUUGAAAUGCAACUUCAACAAGUUGCUAGAGGUGUUCAACUGGAAAUGCAACCAGAAAAGGAACUACUUGCUGCUAAUGUUCAACUGCAACUUCAUGCAGAAAAUCAGCUACUUGCUGCUGAUGUUCAACCAGAAAAUCAACUACUUGCUGCUGAUGUGCAAGAUCAAACUGGUAAUCUCAGUUCAAAUUUAAUGGGAAGUCAACAAGCCAAAAAAGGAAGGAAAAAAGAUGCCAACAAUUCUGUCCAGUGUCCACCUGAGCUACCACAAGAGUUCAAACGAAAAUGUCAACACAAAAGAAAGGCAAAACCCAUAAUUAAAGAACUAGUUGUUGAAUUUGGGGGUGGCGCAAUUAAUAUUGAAGUCAAUGAAGUGCAUGUGCAUGGUAAGGGGAAAGCUGUCCAUGGCAACAAGGGGAAAGUUGUCCAAACCACCAAAAAGAAAAGUAGAAGAAUCUUCUCAGUCCCAAGGAAAAAACCAAAAGUUUCUGCAAAGGCUUCUGUGGAGUCUACUGUUCACACAACUGUUCAUGCCCCUGCUCAUGCCACUGUUCAUGCCCCUGUUCAUGCCCCUGCUCAUGCCACUGUUCAUGCCCCUGUUCAUGCCACUACUCACGCCCCUGCUUCAAAUUUGCAUGAGUUCUUCAAUAUUGAAAGUGUCUCAAUCCACAAUGCAAUGAGGAACUCUCAACCCCAACCCCAACUACAAUAUGAAAAUGAGUCUUCCUCCUCUAGGCAUCAACAAGGAUCCAAACAGAGAGAGAUUGUUACAUAUCAACAAUUAGAGGCACAGAGGUUUGUAAGACUCAGGGCAAUGGAGCAACGUAGAUUGGAUGAAAUGGAGUUGGCAAAUUGGAGUGCUCUAAUUCAAGCUAUGGGUUCUAUUGAUGAUGGAAAUAAUUGUCCUUAAAGUAUUUUAGGGUGUAUUUUGGUUGUUAUAACCAGUUACAAAAGUGCUAGUCAAGCCAUAUUUCUGGAUUUUCGUGGAACUUAAUCAUAGGCAAGUAGUAUGUAUUAAGGCAGAAACUUGGCUCUUUUUUUUUUUGACAGACUGUCACGCCCCAGAACCCAAAUCUGGA
This is a messenger RNA of Rubroshorea leprosula, 3447 nucleotides long. NCBI's taxonomy places the organism in Eukaryota, Viridiplantae, Streptophyta, Magnoliopsida, Malvales, Dipterocarpaceae. The record is from the annotation of a GenBank genome assembly.